AUGGCGGAUGAGGAAGAGGAAGCCGCAGCUCACCCGCGCCGCCGCAUUCAUCCUCGUUGCUGGUGCCGGGGGAAGUUGCCGCUCGGCCGUCCACAGCCGAGCCAUGCAGCUGUGCCCUCUUCCAUCUCAGGAAGCCAUGCAGCUGCGCCCGCAUCUGGAAGAGAGGGAGGGAAGAGACAGAGAGAGGGGCAGAGGCCGGAGACGGAAGUCAGGAGAGUUGCGGCGGCGCUGGAGUCUAGAGAGGAUUGGGGAUUUGGGAGCAGAGAGAUGAAGACAUGCUUGGUGGCUGUUAAGGCGUCGCCUCGCCUUACGCCUUACUCGCUUAAGCGUAAGGCGGUAGUCAGUCGCCACGCCUCGCCUUACCGCCUUGAAAACAUUGAUCUUCAUACACAGGCAUGGCUAUUUACUGCAAGGAAGCGCAACUGCACUGACAAUUUGGCUUAUUUUUGUCCUUUAUAA
Miscanthus lutarioriparius is the source of this 459-nucleotide messenger RNA. Lineage: Eukaryota; Viridiplantae; Streptophyta; Magnoliopsida; Poales; Poaceae. The record is from the annotation of a GenBank genome assembly.